Molecule: messenger RNA, 1056 nt
Organism: Colletotrichum higginsianum IMI 349063
Lineage: Eukaryota; Fungi; Ascomycota; Sordariomycetes; Glomerellales; Glomerellaceae
Product: Aldo/keto reductase
Exons: 3
Coding region: 1-1056 (351 amino acids)
Cellular component (GO): cytosol
Molecular function (GO): aldose reductase (NADPH) activity
Source: RefSeq, a predicted model, not a curated record
AUGCUUUCGCUCCUAAGGACACUCUCUUACAGCAAACUACCCCGCCCCCGCCUUUCACUCUCAGAAUAUACGCGGCGACAUCUUCGAACUCCGACGACACACUCUAGAACCUCCAAGAUGGCCUCUCAGACUUUCAAGCUAAACUCGGGAUACGAGAUCCCUGCCGUUGCUCUUGGCACCUGGCAGUCCGCCCCCGGCGAGGUUAAAGACGCCGUAUCCUACGCCAUCAAGAUCGGCUACAAAGCCAUCGAUGGCGCCUACUGCUACGCCAACGAGGACGAGGUCGGCGAGGGUCUCAAGCAGGCCUUUGCCGACGGUGUUAAGCGCGAGGACAUCUUCGUCGUCACUAAGCUGUGGGCCACUUACACAAUCGGCGAUGAUAAGGUCAAGGAGGGCCUGGAGAAGAGCUUGAAGAGCUUGGGUCUCGACUACGUCGACCUUUUCCUUGUUCACUGGCCCGUCGCCAUGAACCCCAACGGAAACCACGACAGAUUCCCCACCAAGCCUGACGGCUCCCGCGACAUCAUCCACAGCCACUCCCAUGUCGACACCUGGAAAUCGGUCGAGAAGCUCCUCGACACAGGCAAGGUCCGCUCCAUCGGCGUCUGCAACUACAGCGUCAAGUACCUCGAGGAGCUCCUCCCCCAGGCCAAGGUGGUCCCUGCCGUCAACCAGAUUGAAAACCACCCCAGCCUGCCGCAGCAGGAGAUUGUCGACUACUGCAAGGACAAGGGCAUCCACAUCAUGGCCUACAGCCCCCUCGGCUCGACCGGCGGCCCCCUCCUGACUGCCGACCCCGUAGUCAAGAUUGCCGAGAAGCGCGGCGUCACCCCCUCCACCGUCCUGCUAAGCUACCACGUCGCCCGCGGCAGCACCGUCAUCGCAAAGUCCGUCACCCCGGCCCGCAUCAAGGCCAACCUCGAGAUCGUCAAGCUCGACGACGAGGACCUGAAGGAGCUCCGCGCCUACUCGGACGACCUGACAGCAAAGAAGGAACUCAAGCGCUACGUCUACCCGCCCUUCGGCAUCGACUUUGGGUUCCCCGACAAGUCGUAG